AUGGCAUCAAGCUAUGAGAAGUUGGGGAGUCCGGCUGGGGCAGCCUCACCACUUCCUCAGUUGCCGCAAGGCUGGAUGGUCAUGCAAGAUCCAUCCGGCUCGGGCAAACCACUGUAUUAUAACACGGCGACGAGUCAGAUCUCUUAUACGCGGCCUGUUGUACGAGUCCUCCCUCCGGGAUGGAUCAAGUCGCAAACACCCGACGGCAAGACAAUUUUCGUCCACCCAGAGACGCAGAGGUGCUCUCUAGACUGGCCUCAGGAAGCCCCAAAAGCGCAUCCUCCACCAGUGCAGAUGCCGCAGCUCAGCAGAUACGCAACGGCACCAGGUAUGGCAGCGGUUCAAGCCCAACCAGACCUCUUUCGCAGCCAGACUGUUCCUGGGCAUAUUCCACAGUCUCCACCACUAAUCACCAUGAGCAUUAACGCCGAAGCAGCGAGGAAAGCCGUACCUGGCCUUGAAGAAGCCUACGCUGUUCACCAACUCUCUGAGAAGAACAAUACUCGAACCCUCACACAGAAGUUCAACUCGGAUCUCACACAGACCACAUCUGCCAUGAAAGAAGUUACUAUUUCUGGCGCCGCCGUUGCGACGAGGUCGGCCAAAGUCGUCGGCCACACUCUUGUUAGCCGCCAGAAGAUGGCAAAGGCGUCCAAGAAGGUGUUGGUUCAUACAGGGGCCUUGGGUGUUAAGACAGGUCGGGCCGUCAAAGGUGUUAUGAGCGAGAUGGUUGACGCAGCAGAUAAGAAGGGCAAAUACCAGCCGAAAGUAAGGCCAUUUGUUCCGUACGAUGGUCAGCCACAGCUACAGGUCGCUGGGCAAAUACACACCUACGAAUAUCAACAGCAGCAGCAGAUUGACACAGCACAACCCCCAGCCACUCAGCCACUACCAGGUGACAUGCCAGCAGCUGCUCCAGUACCCAUUAAGAUCCCAGUUCGAAAACCCGUGCGACCGCUAUCGGUUUCUGUAAAGCCUUCUUUUUCAAACCAGACAUCCAUCAACCUGCAAGCAUCAUUCAAUCCCAGCGUUGAGGUAUCAUCAACCACAUCUGCAGGGACCCCGGCAGUCGCUCCUGCGCCUGGACAUGUAGACCAGUCCGCCAACAGCGGAGUCACGCAAGAGAAUGAUGGAUUGACUAACGCUCUGCCUGUUACUGCACAAUCUCUCACACCACAUCAAACAUCUCAUUCGACAGCCUCAGUUCAGGUGGUCCAAGCUCUCCAAGAGGAGGCAGCUAUACCCGGCACCGUCCAAGUCCAACAACAUCCUCCCCAGACCGUUCCUGCUCCGCCUUCUGCCGUUGCAGGCCUGCCAGGCUCGACUGGUGUGCAACCUGGUCAAACAGUCCAACUAAGCACAGCGGCACCCCAACAACUACCCACCCCAUUCGUCUCCGUCCAGGCACAAGCUUCAUUGACUAUCGAUGCUUCCAUCAGCCCACCCUCCUACGCGCAAGCUACAGGCCAGCCAGCGAGCACUCCGGGAAUGUCACGUCCGCCUAGAAGACCUCUCCCUCAAACAGCGACUACACGUCCACAGCGUCCCGUUGCUGGAAGGCCCUCGGGUAAUCCAGCAGCAACCGUGGACCAACCUGGUGCAGCCCAAUAUUCCACAUAUCAGCCAGAGCAACCGAUUUACCAGAGCCAGCAAGUCAUAUACGCUGAUCAAGCCAUGUAUGCUUCAUCCCAGCCAGUGACAAGCAAUCCUCAGUCGGUGUUUAUCGAGCAGAACCAGACCAUUAUCCAGCAGACCCCAGCCGAACAAGACCCCAUGUUUGCCGCAACGCAGAUGCAAAUGGUUCAACAGAGUGCCACCGAUCAACUACUCUUACAGCAACAUGCCGACACCCAGAAUAUGAUGCUUGCUCAGACACAGAUGGUCUCAGCGCAGCAGCCUGUCUGUGUAGAGCAGACCGUUUACGUCGAUCAGAGCCAAUACGUGGACGUCUGCAGCGCGCAAGAGAAUAACUUGACUGCGUACACUGACUACAGUGUCUCUGGCGAAGCUGUUACGUACACGGACGCAAUGUAUGGAGAAACCUACGGUACAGGCAUGGCGGGUGAGGAAGUGGCGUAUGUUGAGAAAAAUGCUGCUGCUGAAGAAUUCUAUGAGGUGGAGUAUCAGUUAGAUGCGGUAGAUGCCACGGGCACGGGCGACAUGUACGAGGCCGACCUCGGGGGAGAUGAGACUGAACUAUGCGUCUGA
This is a messenger RNA of Cladophialophora carrionii CBS 160.54, 2208 nucleotides long. RefSeq lists its product as uncharacterized. The record is from RefSeq and is a predicted model, not a curated record. The coding region runs from base 1 to 2208 and encodes 735 amino acids. The transcript has a single exon. NCBI's taxonomy places the organism in Eukaryota, Fungi, Ascomycota, Eurotiomycetes, Chaetothyriales, Herpotrichiellaceae. Gene Ontology annotation, molecular function: protein binding.